Trichoplusia ni (cabbage looper) is the source of this 1574-nucleotide messenger RNA. RefSeq names its product mitochondrial folate transporter/carrier. Gene Ontology annotation, cellular component: mitochondrion. Gene Ontology annotation, molecular function: folic acid transmembrane transporter activity; FAD transmembrane transporter activity. Bases 280 to 1236 code for a protein of 318 amino acids. NCBI's taxonomy places the organism in Eukaryota, Metazoa, Arthropoda, Insecta, Lepidoptera, Noctuidae. The record is from RefSeq and is a predicted model, not a curated record. Gene Ontology annotation, biological process: nucleotide transport; folate import into mitochondrion. The transcript is spliced from 6 exons.
UUCUAUGGCCGUAGAUUUAUCAACUCAUCGGGUAAAAUUUAAAAGUCACAUAUCAUUCUGUAGAAAGGAACGGUAUGUCCAAUUACUUUGGAAAUCGUUCAUUUUUUAUCGCACGUAAUUCGUGGGAUUAUUACGAGAGCAACGAUGUUUAGUGAAGAUUGUAUUAUAUUCAGUUUUGCUAAAGAUUUCUGGGAAAGUGUGUGCCGGUAGACAUAGGUGUCAACAGGGGGCUCCGCAAGAUGCUAUCAAAAGUUUUAUCUGUGAUUUAGUAAAUUCAUCAUGACUACAAUGAAGAACCCUAAUUCGUCGUCUACAAAGGCAUUAUUUAGCCACAUUAAGUACGAGCACCUGGUAGCUGGUAUAUCAGGUGGCGUGACUUCCACACUCAUAUUGCACCCGUUGGAUUUAAUCAAAAUCAGAUUCGCUGUUAACGACGGCAGGACCGCAACAGUUCCUAGGUAUGAUGGGCUCGGCAGUGCAUUUGUCACCAUUGUGAAGAAGGAGGGAGUCAAAGGACUAUACAGAGGAGUCACACCUAAUGUUUGGGGCUCAGGCUCCGCUUGGGGCUUCUACUUUUUAUUUUAUAACGCAAUAAAAACAUGGAUCCAAGGCGGGAACGCGCGCACCCCGCUGGGCCCCGGCCUGCACAUGCUGGCGGCGGCCGAGGCGGGCGUGCUGUCGCUCGUCAUGACGAACCCCAUCUGGGUGGUGAAGACCCGCCUCUGUCUCCAGUACAGCGACGAGCAUGUGUCCGACAACAAGCGCUACAAGGGCAUGAUCGAUGGCCUCAUGAAGAUCUACAGGACUGAAGGGAUCAGGGGUCUCUACAGGGGCUUCGUUCCCGGCAUGUUCGGCGUGUCGCACGGCGCCCUGCAGUUCAUGACGUACGAGGAAAUGAAGAACAGGUACAACCAGUACAGGAAUCUGCCGAUUGAUAUCAAAUUGACGUCGCUGGAGUACCUGACGUUCGCGGCGGUGUCGAAGCUGCUGGCGGCGGGCGCCACGUACCCGUACCAGGUGGUCCGCGCGCGCCUGCAGGACCAGCACCGCAGCUACCGCGGCGCCUGGCACUGCGUCAGCGACACCUGGAGAUACGAGGGUUGGCGUGGUUUCUACAAGGGCCUGAAGCCGAGUCUGACCCGCGUCAUCCCAGCCACUAUGAUCACCUUCUUGACAUACGAGAAUGUAUCGCAUUACAUGUUGAACAGAUCGAGAGAGCUCAAGCUGCCAUCUUAAGCGAUUAGUACAUAGCUGUCAUUGUACUGGGCGUUCAUUUGAUGUUUUAUAGUUUUUAUUAUUGACUUACUGUUUUUUUUUAAAAUCAGAUAGUUGUAGAGUUAGUUUAAAGAUGGUUGAUGAAAGAUUGUUCAAAACAGAAAUUGGAUAAUCUUUUGUCGGAUUAUCCCUCUUAAGAGGCCGGUGUAAGCAGCGCGCAACUGCAAUUCGACGCGAGCCAAAAAUCGGACGAAACAUUGCUAUCUCUAUCGGACUUCUCGCGGCGCAGCGCGUAGCUGUGUGCGUGCGUGUAGUACUUUUGUAGCGAGUCAUUCAUAAUGACUGAUAACCACUGCAUU